AUGGCGGCUCCUUCUGCUCCCAGCGGACGCUCCGGCAGGCGAGAAGGUCCGGAUUGCCCUUCAGAUCUCGUCGAGGUGAAUGUGCCCGUCGAUCGGGCGAUCCCGUACGGUGGGCUCGUGCCGGCCUCGUCGAAGGCCGCCGCGGCCGGUCGCACGAGUCCGGUGAAGGGAUGCUUGGCCCCAGACGGUCAGUCCGGCUGCAUCGACUGCAUCGAGAAGUCCUCCGGUGAGAAGCCCUCUGGUGCAGUGGUCAAGGCCGGCUGCAUCGACUGCAUCGAGAAGCCCUCUGGUGCGGAUGUGACUAGAGAUGGCGUGCUGAUUCCGGUGGGGAAUGGGUUGUGGCAGCUGCCGGAUGAGGAGGUCCAGUGGGUCCUGUCCCGGAGGAGGGAGGACAUCCCUUCCGAUUUGUUCGGGCCCGACUGCGUCGAGUGGGUCAACGCCGUGAGGGACGAGUUCUUCGAGUACCAGGCUUGGCUGCGAGCUGAGUACGACGCCAAUGACGGGUGCGUCUUUGUGGACGACAAGUUUGUCGCAGAGAUUGUCGCAGAGAGGGAGGAGCACGAACAGUGGAUGUCGAGCUGGUCUGUGCCCAUGACUGAUCGUCUUGAUUUGGUCGACUCGGACUUCAGCGACCGGCUCUCUGACUUCUACGAGGAGGACAGCGAGGAUGAGGUGGAGGUCCAGGAACUCGACACCAACUGA
This is a messenger RNA of Miscanthus lutarioriparius, 702 nucleotides long. Lineage: Eukaryota; Viridiplantae; Streptophyta; Magnoliopsida; Poales; Poaceae. The record is from the annotation of a GenBank genome assembly.